Messenger RNA from Aspergillus piperis CBS 112811, 928 nucleotides. RefSeq names its product peroxiredoxin. The record is from RefSeq and is a predicted model, not a curated record. Bases 44 to 844 code for a protein of 266 amino acids. Gene Ontology annotation, molecular function: thioredoxin peroxidase activity. NCBI's taxonomy places the organism in Eukaryota, Fungi, Ascomycota, Eurotiomycetes, Eurotiales, Aspergillaceae. The transcript has 3 exons. Gene Ontology annotation, cellular component: mitochondrion; cytosol. Gene Ontology annotation, biological process: cell redox homeostasis; cellular response to oxidative stress; cellular oxidant detoxification.
UCUUCUCUCCUCAUCCCAUCUCAAUUGCUCCAGAUCAAGCACAAUGGCAUCAAUUCUCCCCCGUGUUGGCUUCCGCGCCUUGACCGCUCUGCCCAGAGCCACCCCUCUGCCCCGGGUGUCUUUCACGCAGUUCCCUCGCGUGCAGCCCCGCGUUCAGCCCCUCACUCGCCGGUUCCUUGCAACCAUUCCCCAGGAACAGCCUCGUCUGCGUCUUGGAUCGACCGCCCCCAACUUCAAGGCCCUUACCACCCAUGGCGAAAUUGACUUCCACGAGUUCAUCGGCAAUAGCUGGGCCAUUCUCUUCUCCCACCCGGCCGACUUCACCCCCGUCUGCACCACCGAGCUGGGUGCUUUCGCCAAGAUGAAGGAUGAGUUUGAGAAGAGAGGCGUCAAGAUGAUUGGUCUGAGCGCCAAUGACCUCAGCUCCCACGACCAGUGGAUUGAUGACAUCAACGAGGUUGCCAACACCAACGUUCAGUUCCCUAUCAUCGCCGAUGCCGACCGCAAGGUCGCCUUCCUUUACGACAUGGUUGAUCAGCGCGACUUGGACAACAUUGCUGAGAAGGGCAUCCCGUUCACCAUCCGCUCCGUCUUCAUCAUCGACCCCGAGAAGAAGAUCCGUCUCACCAUGUCGUACCCUGCCUCCACUGGCCGCAACUCGGCCGAGGUCCUGCGUGUCAUCGAUUCCCUGCAGACUGCUGACCGCAAGGGCAUUGCCACUCCUAUUGACUGGCAGGUUGGCGAGGAUGUGAUUGUGCCUCCUUCGGUGUCGACCGAGGAUGCCAAGAAGAAGUUUGGCGAGGUGCGCGAGCUGAAGCCGUACCUGCGUUACACCAAGUACUAAGUGUUUUGGGCGAAAAGAGGGAUUGUAACAACAAUGACAUGUGCAACAAAAUAUAUAUCAACGGAAUAAUACUGUUCUAGAACA